AUGGAAUAUGAUUCGUCUAGUUCAAAUGAUUCGUCUUCGUCUAGUGACGAAGAUUUUAUAAUUGGUGUAUUGCAGGUAUUACCGAGACCACGAUAUUUUCGUGACAGAUCGAAUCCUUUCAGUGAAUAUGACGAUACGGAUUUCAAACAGAGAUUCAGGCUGUCUAAAAUGAUGUUCAUUGAGUUGCUAAACAUGAUACAAGAUGAUCUUCAUCAUAAUUCACACCGGAACAUGUCUUUGUCACCAAUGCUUCAGCUUCUGAUUGCACUUAGAUACUAUGCAACUGGUGCUUUUCAAGCAGUUCUAGGAGACCAUAUAUGUGUACAUAAGUCAACAGUUUGUCGUAUUGUUAAAAAAGUGUCUACAUGUAUUGCAACCCUAAAACCACAAUACAUUCAAAUGCCUAGAACAGAACUAGAGAGAGAAUCAGUGUAUGAAGGUUUCAAUCAAUUGCGUCAAUUUCCCAAUGUUAUUGGUGCAAUUGAUUGUACUCAUAUAAAAAUACAGUCUCCCAAUAGUAAUAUUGGAGAAAGGUUUAGAAAUAGAAAAGGAUAUUUUUCCAUAAAUGUUCAAGCUGUUUGUAAAAGUAAUUUACAAUUUACAAAUAUUGUGGCUCGUUGGCCUGGUUCGGUUCAUGAUUCUACCAUAUUCGACAAUUCACUAUUGAGAGCACAAUUUGAAAAUCAUGAAUUUGGAGAUGCUCUACUUCUAGGAGAUGGAGGUUACGCAUGUAGAAACUAUUUGAUGACCCCUCUUGCUAAUCCAAUUACCGAAGCAGAAAAACGUUAUCAGAAAGCCCAAAUCGGUACCAGAAAUGUUAUAGAACGAACAUUUGGUGUGUGGAAAAGACGGUUCCCAGUAUUGUCUGUUGGUAUUCGGACACAAAUACCAACUACUUUGCUAACAAUCAUCGCCACAGCAGUGUUACAUAAUAUGUUGAUUAAAGCUAAUGAUCCCUUACCUAUAGAUGAUACUCUCCUAAAUGAAAAUUUGCUUCGACAAGUUCCAGUUUACCCUGUACAACAAACUGGAAAUAUAGUGCGCCGAACAUUAAUUGAGACUGUAUUUAAUUAA
Messenger RNA from Macrosiphum euphorbiae (potato aphid), 1074 nucleotides. Lineage: Eukaryota; Metazoa; Arthropoda; Insecta; Hemiptera; Aphididae. The record is from the annotation of a GenBank genome assembly.